AUGCUGCGCCUCCGUAGCUGCAUCCUCGCUCGUAUCCUCUCGUACCCCUCCGCCUCGCCCGCCGCCUCCAUCCACCGACUGCUCUCCGCGGCCGCGGCCGCGCCCGCCGUUUCCCCAGAAGACCCUAGUAGCUUCGCCGUGGAGGAGUACCUCGUCUCCACCUGCGGCCUCACCCGCCCGCAGGCCGUCAAGGCCAUCCCCAAGCUCUCCCACCUCAAGUCCCCCGCUAAUCCCGACGCCGUCCGCUCCUUCCUCGCUGGCCUCGGCCUCUCCGGCGCCGAUGUCGCCGCCGUCGUCGCAAAGGACCCGCAGUUACUCUGCGCCAGCGUGGAGAAGAUCCUGGCCCGUAACGUCGACGAGCUAACCGGCCUCGGCCUCUCGCGUAACGACAUCAAGCGGCUCAUCUCGCUCACGUCCGGCGGCGGCCAUUUCCGCUGCAGAGCCAUCGUCCCCAAGCUGCAGUACUACCUGCCCCUCUUCGGCUCCCCCGAGAACCUCCUCCGGGCUCUGAGCCGCAGUUUCUACCUCAUCGGCGUCGACAUCGAGAGGACGAUCAAGCCAAACGUCGCGCUCCUGCAGGAGUGCGGGCUAGGUGCUUGUGAUAUUGCCAAGCUGUGCCGCUACGCACCGAGGAUGCUCAACACCAGCCUGGAAAGCAUCCAGGCUAUGGUGGAGUGCGCCGAAGGCCUUGGUGUGCCCCGUGGCUCUGCAAUGUUCAAGCACGUGCUGGAUGCCGUCUCGUUCCUAAGUGAGGAGAAGAUCGCCACCAAAGUGGACUACCUCAAGAAGACGUUCAGGUGGUCAGAUGCUGAGGUGGGCAUUGCUUUGUCUAGGGCUCCAUCGCUGCUGAGGCGUUCUAAGGAUGCACUGCAGAGCAAAUCAGAGUUCCUUAUCUCUGAGGUCGGGUUGGAACCGGAGUACAUUGCUCAACGACCAGCAAUGCUCAAUUAUAGCUUGGAUGGCCGGCUCAGGCCCCGGUACUAUGUUGUAAAGUUUCUUAAGGCAAAUGGAUUGCUAGCUCGCGAGCGGGACUACUAUUCAGUUUUCAGUCAUGUCGAGAAGGUAUUUGUUCAGAGGUACAUAUGCCCUUACAAGGAGGCUGCGCCACACCUCGCUGAAGACUAUGAUGCUGCACACAGCGGGGAAGUGCCAGCUAAUUUCAAAUUCACAUGA
This is a messenger RNA of Triticum turgidum subsp. durum (durum wheat), 1173 nucleotides long. The record is from the annotation of a GenBank genome assembly. Lineage: Eukaryota; Viridiplantae; Streptophyta; Magnoliopsida; Poales; Poaceae.